CGACCGCGUCCUGGCUGGAUUGAAUUGGAGCGAGCGCGGCUUCGACAAAUCCAAACCAAUCCACAAUCCAGCCUUGGACCGCCCGCCAGAUAUAAGUCUAGACUUAACCCCCACCACCCAGAGCUUCAGCCCCUCCGUUGCCUCCUCUUACGAACAUCUUCAACUACGGGUCGGUACUCACAGGGAGUCGUCACAAUGUCGGGCGCAUCGGGCAAAUGGCGCGAGGACCAGGUCCUGGUCAUCUGCCCGGGGAGCAAGACCACCAUGGCCCAGCUGGGCUGUGGCGACCUGACCCCGCCCGCCCAUCGCAUCCCGACGCGCAUGUUCGGGGACGACGAGUCGGACGGCUACCGCCCCUUCUUUGUCGAGAAGCGCAAGAAGGCGUCAGCGGGCGGCGCCAAUGGCGUUGACCAGGCCGACGAGUACGAGUACAUCGAGGACCCCGACUCCGACGAGGGCGCCGUAUACCCCAUCAGGGCCGGGCGCAUCGUCAACAUGGCGGCCUUCCUGGCCUUCCUGGACUACGUGCACGGCCUCCUGACGACGACGUUUCACAACACCCCGAUAAUGCUGAUGGCGUCGCCACAAUGGACGCGCCCGGACUGCGAGGCCAUCGCGCGCUACAUCUUCGAAAAGACAAAGACUCCGGCGCUCUGUCUUAUCCACAGCGCCGUCGCUACACAGUACGGCCUGAAAUGGCCCAGCAUGACGGUCGUAGAUAUUGGAUUCGAGAAAGUCGACGUGACGUGCAUAUACGACAGCAAGGUCGUGGGCUACCGUCAGGUUAGCGACCCCCUGGAUGGUGAGCCCGGCGAGGCCAUCUCGGGUGGUGAGGUCUUCACGCGCAAGCUGCUUGGUCUCCUCAAAGACAAGGAGUUCACAUACGAGAUGGUCGAGCAACUCAAGAAAAGCCACAUCUGCGAAGUCCUCCCCUACGUGCCCGAUGCGCCGAAGCUCAUGGAGCUCCCCAAAGAGAACGCCACCCAGGCUGCCAGCGCAGCGCCUCCCCCCAGCACCGUUAUCCAGGAGGCCCAGGACGUCCCGGACACGCUCGAGCCGGCGCGACCCCCACUACCCGUCCCGGAUGCGGACGAGGACAUGGGGACCGGCGAUGACAAGCCUGCUGAAACAGACGACGGCGUUCUCGACGUCGCCAGCAUCGUUACCAGCGGCCAGACAAAAGAGUUCCUUGCCAAGAAGGAGAAGGAGAAGGUAGAGAAGAUAAAGGCCAAGAAGCAGGCAAAGGGUCAGGAGCCCGAGGCAGCGGCCGGCAAGGCCGCCCGUUUGCCCAACUCGAAGCGAAUGCGCAACAUGUUCCAUUAUGAGGAGCUCAAUCGGGAGCCGGCUCCGGAAGAAGUCGAAACAAACGCCCAGGAGGUGGCCAGGCCUGAGGCGACGGCAGCCGCGACAGAGCCUGGUGUGUCGGAGCCGGCAAGUGGAGAUGUCGCUGCCUCGGCAGAGGGCCAGACGAAAGCGGCCGCAGACGAUUCCAAGGACCCAGGCAACGAUGGUCAAGAGAAGGCUCCAGAGAAAAAACCAGACGCCCCCAUGUCGUUCUUCCCUUCGGCAGAGCCCCCGCCACCUGCGGCGUCAAGCACUGAGCGCGCCGUCAAGCGGAUACGACGUGACAUCGAAGUUGGCCUGGAGAGGUUUACGUUCGCCGACCGAGCUGAGAUCGAUCGGAUUGUGACGGCGAUAUACCAUGCAGUGCAGGGGAUCGAAGACAUGUACAUGCGGCCCUCAUGCUGGGAGCACAUUGUUUUUGUCGGAAACGGUGGGCGCCUCCGGGGUCUGAGGGAAAACAUUAUCCAGACGCUCAACGCACGGCACUUGGUGUCGCCCAGCACGGCCACCAUGUUUACGUCGGAGCUUCCGUCGAACCUGGGCACGCCGUCCGGAACGGGCUCGCAAACGCCCGUGGGCAGCUUCACUGGCCCACCACACCAGCUACCUAACGCUUCGAUGGCGGGACCGACAUCGUCGGGAGUGAACCCGCUCCUUCGCGAUGCCGUGACAGCGGCAUCGCUGGGUGUUUCCGGCGGCGGCAUGACUCCCGGUAUGCAUACUGCUGGAUCCAAUGCCGGCGAUGCAAACAACGGCGGAAUGGUCUCGUCACACUUCCACAGCCAGACGCCAACAGCUAUCAAGCUGGCUGCCCUGCCUGCCUACCUGGGCGAGUGGACCAAGAACGGGUACGAGGAGGCCAUGUUCUUGGGUGCCCAAGUCGCGGCACGUCUGGCCUUCUGCAUGCACAACCUGAACGGCGCCGAGGUCGACGCUCAACGGCUGAUGAGCCUGAAUCGUAUCGAGUUCAACGAGUAUGGCCCCAAGGCGAUCCGGACACAUUCUAUGCUGGGUUGGUAGUCACAACGUGUAUCGGCACCAGAAUUGUCACAACAUGUGUCGGCACCCGAACCCGUCACAAAAGCCACCAAAGCCACCGAAACCAUCGAAACUACCAAGGCUACCAAACCAACCAGGAAAAGGGCGAUGGCGACAAAAAUAAAAGGCAAGAGAUUUGUUCGCGGAAAAUGCCGAGCUGCCUAGCUUCACAUCCCCCCGCCUGCAUAUAUGUCUUUGCGGGAAGUCCAGUCUCUAGGAGUUUGGUGACUUUGCGUCCUGAAAAAGUUGGCUGCGGCGGGACUGUCUGGCUUGGGGGUUGGGAGUCAUGGGUUAUCUAAAUAUUUCUUUUGGAGGAAGCACUUACCAGCCGGGAGAACACUGGUGAGAGGACUCUUUUAUUUGAUUUUCUUCGGACAGCGGUUAUCUUGACAUGUGUCUAUGGCAACCAUAUCGUCUCUGGAGUAUGGUCCAAGCACAGCGACCACUUUGUUGUCCCUCAUUUUUAUUGAAACAGAGAUCCAGACAUUACUGUUUGCAAUUCCCUUUGGAUGUCUCUUCACAAGAGAAUUCGGUGAGGCAUUGUGGACCACGAAAGACAAGCGGGAGUCAGGGGUGCUGGGCGCAUUGAGUGUGACUCAUUUUGUUCGAUACCAGUUGAAAGCUGUUACCACAAACAUUCCUGCCCCCAGGAACCCAACUGGAGAUUCCUCUCGUUCGUCCCGACGGUCAUACCACACCGACCUUGGACAACCUGUGCGUG
This is a messenger RNA of Gaeumannomyces tritici R3-111a-1, 3103 nucleotides long. RefSeq lists its product as hypothetical. The record is from RefSeq and is a predicted model, not a curated record. Bases 196 to 2364 code for a protein of 722 amino acids. The transcript is spliced from 2 exons. Lineage: Eukaryota; Fungi; Ascomycota; Sordariomycetes; Magnaporthales; Magnaporthaceae.